This is a messenger RNA of Funneliformis caledonium, 4053 nucleotides long. NCBI's taxonomy places the organism in Eukaryota, Fungi, Glomeromycota, Glomeromycetes, Glomerales, Glomeraceae. The record is from the annotation of a GenBank genome assembly.
AUGGCUUCUAUCGCUGAACCACAAAUUAUUCGUGAGCUAAUUGAAAAAUUACCAAGUGAUAAAAUAGACAAUUCAAUGGGGUUGAACAUUUUUAAUUAUACUCAAGAUAAAAAAAUUAAAAAGGUUAAGGGAUGUACAAUGAAGAGAGCUCUCUUUGAAAAUAUUGAAUUUGAAGAUUGGACGUUAGCAACAUCAAAUAUGCAUAAAAAUCAAUCCAUCUUUGUUGCAAUAUCAUGUGUAACUGAAUCCGAUAUGACAGUUAAACAAAAAAGUAAGAAUACCGGGAAUGGAAAAACAGUUAUUUUUAAAAUUGAAAAUUUAGAACUUAAUAUUGCUCAAGAUAAUAAUCUAUUCGAACAUAACGAGGAAAAUUUUCAAGUUAAUAACUCAGAACUCAAGGAAAUUAUUAUUAAAGAUAAAGAGGAAAUUAUUAUUUCCGAAUAUAAAAAGGAAAAUUUCGGUGGAAUUGUUUUUCUUGUGGAUGAUGAAACCGGUUCUGAUGUAAACGAUUCUAAUGAAAAAAACACGAAAAACAAGUCUGGUGAAAACGAUUCCGAUAAACAUAAACCUGUAUGCUUUAUCUUUAAUGCAAGCGGAAUCUAUAGACUUGAAUGUACGUUCAAUAAUAAAAGUUCAAAGAAUUUUAAGCAAUUUAAUUAUCCAAAAAUAAUUAUGAACGAAUUAAAAAAUUUAACCGAUUCCGAAUCUCGUAUCAACAGUAUUAAAAACUGUAUUUUUGACAAUUAUUUUCAUGUUGAGCAAUAUAAAGAAGGUAUUCAAGUUAUGGAAUUAUACGAUCUAAGAACCAUGCAAAUACAACAAAUUUUUAAAAUAUAUGAAGGGAGAAAAUAUCCAUUUAAAUAUAGCGAUUCGGCAUUAGCUAUUUCAAAUAAUAAGCAAAUGAUUGCUUUUUCUUCUGGAUAUGGAACAAUAGCUCUUUGUUUAAUAGAAAAUGGUCUGGUAAUUCUUCAUAAACAUUUUGGAAAAGACAAAGUAAUUGCUUGCAAAUUUAAGGGUGAUAACAAAUUAAUGAUAUUAAUUAGAAGAGCCAAUCACGAGAAUCCAAUGAUGUAUAUUUGGCAUUUAUAUACAAAUAAAAUUAAAAAAUGUAGUGAACGUUUCCCGGAAAAAGGAAAAGAAAUCUCGGUAGAAGAUAAAGAAAAAGUUUUAUAUAGUGCAAAGGUUCCUGAUAAAUAUGUAAUUGUUGAUGAAAAUGGUGUUGUAAAUUCAGUAUAUGAUAAUUUCGAAGAAAAAGAUAAAGAAAAGUCUUCAUUAGAAUUAAUAUUAUACAAAGAUCGUAAAGAUCGUAAAAAUUUAGCAUAUGAAAACAAAAACCUUUCAAAAGAAGAAGCGCAAGGCAUUAUAUCAUAUGAAAACAAAAUCCUUUCAAAAGAAGAAGUGAAAAACCUUUCAAAAGAAGAAGUGCAACGCAUGAUAAAUAAUAGAGAAACAUGGAAAAAUAAUGAUAAAAUACUAGUAUAUGAAAACAAACACCUUUCAAAAGAUGAAGUGCAACUUCAAGUAUGGCGUAAAGAUAAGCAAAAAAAAAUGUUUGUUCUUGAAUAUAUUUGGGCUCAUGAUAUUAAAGACGAUAAAAUGUUAGAUAUAGAAGAUUUAAUAGUUUAUGAAGAUAAAAUUGGAUUUUCUCUUAAAUUAGAAAAUAUUCAUCUUAAAUGGGUAUAUAAUGAUUAUAAUUGUCAUAAGGAUUUAAUGGUGUAUGCAUGCUAUGCUCUUGAAUAUUUAAAGCAAAGAAAUAAAAUAUCCGGAUAUAAAAACCAGCUUGCAUUUGAAGAAAUUAAGGACAAUGUUUCUGAUAUGAUUGAGAGAUUUAUUAGAAAUUCUCCUGACAUUUGGAAAAUAAUAGAUAUUCACUAUGAUCUUAUGGAAAGAAUUAUAAAUGAUGGCUCAAUUACUCUCAUUAAAUAUAUUUUAUUUGGUGAUGAUGAUAAUGUAAAUCAUGAACGUUUACAUAUACCAAGAAUAAACCGAUGGAAUAAAUCUAAAAAUAAUUCGGAUAUUCUGGAACAUUCUACAAAUAAUACAAAUAAAAAUGAUUUGCAAAUAGCUAUUGAAUUGUGUAAAAAAGAUCAUCAAUGUAACCGUAGAAUUUUGUUGGUAACUUAUUUACUUGAAUAUUAUUCACAAAAUGCAACUAAACAUCAUGGAUGGUUAAUUGCUAUUUCAAAAGCAUUACCAGACUUAUAUGAAAAUGAUUUAGAAUUUUGUAUACCAAAAUUAUUUUAUAAAAAUUGCAUGGAAGGUAUAAAAAUAUCAAAUAUUCCUGUACACAAAGAGAUUCUUAUAAGAUUUGCAAAAGAUAAGUUCGUAGCAUUCAAUCCAAUUUUCUUGGAACCUAUUUCGAAAAGUGGUUGGCAAUUUAAUUUUAAAGCUUUAAAAAAGGGUUUGAAGUACAUAGAGCUCGUAUUAAAAAAAAAGAUUUACGUAAUUCUUCUUUCAAAAGAUUAUAAAGAUCCUACAAAAGAUCCUAAAGAUCAAAAAAAAGAUCUUGAAAAAUAUCCUUCACCUGUAAAAAUAGUUCCUUUAUGUGAUUUUACUAAAUAUACUGUUAAUAUACCUAAACAUACCUACAAAGACGAAUUUAUUUUCAAACUUUUGAGAUUAUUGUUUUUCCCUCGAGCUUAUCUUAGCCCCGAAACUUUCACUUGUACUCAAUGUAAACAAAAAAAAACCCCUUCGGAGGCGGUAGAGCACAAUGGAACUAAAUAUUGUAGCACCGAGUGCCGUGAUAAUUUCACUUGUCCUCAAUGUAAUCAAAAAAAACCCACUUCGGAGGCGGUAGAGCACAAUGGAACUAACUAUUGUAGCGCCGAGUGCCAGCAAAAAUAUAGUCCUAAUGUUUCAACUUUCACUUGUCCUCAAUGUGAACAAGAAAAACUCAAUUCGAAGCCGGAAAAGCACUAUGGAACUAAAUAUUGUAGCACCGCGUGCUGUGAUAAAGCCCAGCAACAUUAUACUCCUAGUCCAUUUGUACAAAUAAUUAAUAAUGAAAGCGAUGAUGAUAUCUUUAAGAACCCUGUAAUGGAAGCUUUUAGACAUCGUGGUUGGAAAAAUUACUUCGAUCUUUUUAAUUGUUUUGAUUUAGCAUCAAUUAUUGUGGCAGUAGUUGUAAUGUCAGUUCAUGUCGCUCCUUCAUUUGACACUAAAAACGCAUUUGCUAAUGUUGUGACAACUCAAGAAAUAACCAUCGCGAUUUCUUUUACGAUGUUAUUACUGUGGUUUGAAUUUAUUUUAUAUCUUCGGUUAAUCGGAGAACCAGCGAAAUAUAUCUAUAUUAUGCUAAGUAUUAUUAGCGAGAUUUGGAUGUUUCUUGCUUUUUUGAUUAUUGUGAUCGUAGGAUUGGCACAUAGUUUUUUACUAUUAUUACAGUAUCCUGAUUUUACAAAUCUUGAAGAAAUUAAAACACCAUCUACAUUAUUUACGGAUGAUUCAAACUUCAAAAUACAAAGUGAUUUUGAUCGAACCGAAGAUAACCCAGCUAAAAAUUUCUUUAGAUCAUUUCUUUCAACAUAUGAUUGGUUAAAUGGUAACAAAUCACAAGAUAAAGCAUGGAAUUUAUGGGCGGUAAAGGUUAUUACUUUCUUUGGUAGUUUUUUUUUAGUAACCAUUUUGCAAAAUAUGUUUGUUGGUUUUAUGAGUGGUGUGUAUUCUGAUGCUCAAAAGAAAGGUCGUGUUAAUUAUUUACGAUAUUGUGCAGGCUUAAUUGCUGAUUAUGAGGCAUUAGAUAAGAUAAAUUUCAAUCCCUCGUCACCAGAACCAGAAUAUAUUUAUUAUAUAGGUGAAUCAAAAAGUCAUGACGAAUGGAAUGUUAAAAAAUGUAUGAAAAGUAACAAUGGUAACUUAUAUGAUGAUUAUGAAGAGAAAGUAAGUUUACCAUGUGAUGAUGAAGAUAAUCAUUGUUCCAGCGAUGAUUAUUCCGGCGAUGAUGAUAUUUCUGAAGGUGAAGGGAAGAAAGAAACUACUGUUAAAGAUCUUAAUAAGAUGAUCGAUAAUAUUGAUAAUAAGGUUGAUAAAUUACUUACAAUUAAUAAUUAG